This is a messenger RNA of Funneliformis geosporum, 318 nucleotides long. Lineage: Eukaryota; Fungi; Glomeromycota; Glomeromycetes; Glomerales; Glomeraceae. The record is from the annotation of a GenBank genome assembly.
AAAUAAAAGUGCGUAAACCUUUAAGUGCCGAUGCAUGGCAGGAAGGAAUUUUAAUCAGUAUAAUUCUAUGUGAACAAAUGGAAACAGGAAAAUACCCUGAAGCCUAUAUUUUCCCACUGCAUGCCAAAUCUCUAAAUGAAAGCGGAUUAAAAGAAGAAUUAGAAAAGAAGAUUAGUUUAACGGAAGCAAAGAGUGAGGUCAUUAUAGAUGCUUUAAAAUCUGAAUACUUUUCAGUUUUCUUCAAUGACGCUUAUCUAGAUGCUCAACAACUCGCUUUAAAAGUGUAUAUGAAUUCAUUUUAUAGUGAAGCAGGGAAUA